Loxodonta africana (African savanna elephant) is the source of this 5884-nucleotide messenger RNA. It is a transcript of the gene ARMCX3, whose product is annotated as armadillo repeat containing X-linked 3. The transcript is spliced from 4 exons. Gene Ontology annotation, cellular component: mitochondrion. Gene Ontology annotation, molecular function: protein binding. The coding region runs from base 893 to 2032 and encodes 379 amino acids. The record is from RefSeq and is a predicted model, not a curated record. Lineage: Eukaryota; Metazoa; Chordata; Mammalia; Proboscidea; Elephantidae.
CCUAGGAGAUUCCAUAAGGUGGGGUUAGCCCAAGGCGUAGGGCGGAGACCGUCGCGGGUCCUGGGGCGCCUUGGUCCGUCUCUCCCCCUCGCCUCCCGCUGUCCGAGACGUAUGUCCCGCUCGCAGGCCGUUUAGAUGCUUCGAAACGGUGAGCAGGGGCAUAUUUGGGGUGGAGCCCAGAGAUCUGGAGGUGGGAAUCUGCUGGGAGCAGAGGCUUGCAAUCCGGAAAGGGAGCUGCAGCCUGGGUGUUGGCUCCCAGUUUACCAGGACAGUGCCGGCGGGUAAAGCUGGGUAUGGGGAGGUGGUGGGGUGCAACGCGGUGUGUUAGCGGAGCCCCGAGAGAGGUAAUAAGGGUGGGAACCCUUUGACAAUCGGGCCUCCGAAUUUGAAAAGAGUUUCGUGUUCUGGGGACUGGUCCGUCCAGCAAGCACUCAGUAGCGGCUGUUUCCCGUCUUUCUGUCUGUGUCUGUGGCUUCCUGACCGUGGCUCUGUGUCUAGUGGGUCCGAUCCUCUCUCGGGUGGCCAGUCUUUACGUAGGUUUCGGCACAACGCUGGGCAAGAGAAGAGGAAGGAAAUCAACCUCGAUCGGUGAAGGUCGAUUUGAGGCAGGUCUGCUGUAGCAGGUGGCACCGCUUGAAGCGAGGGAGGAAGUUUCCCCCCCAUCAGCAGUCGAGAUCCCAAGGGUUGCUGGGCGUGGCACACCUCCAGGGGAGGGAAGAAGGAGCAAACUGCCCUGUCUUGUGGAGGUCCACCUGCAGUAUCAGCUGUUGUGGCCUUGAAGUGGCUGAAGACUACUACCCUCCACAGGCCUAAAUCCAGGCCCACAGCCAUCCUCCCCCGGCCUGAGUGACUACUCUGUUCCUUGGUCCCUGCUAUUGUCAGGGACGAUUGCAUGGGCUACGCUAGGAAAGUAGGCUGGGUGACAGCGGGACUGGUGAUCGGGGCUGGUGCCUGCUAUUGCAUUUAUAGACUGACCAGAGGAAGAAAACAGAACAAAGAGAAAAUGGCUGAGGGCGGGUCUGGGGAUAUGGAUGAUACUGGCGACUGUUCUGGGGGCAGGUACAACGACUGGUCUGAUGAUGAUGACGACAACAAUGAGAACAAGGGCGUUGUAUGGUACCCGCCUUGGGCCCGGAUUGGGACUGAGGCCGGGACCAGAGCUAGGGCCAGGGCCAGGGCCAGGGCCACCCGGGCACGUCGGGCCGUCCAGAAACGGGCUUCCCCCAAUUCAGAUGAUACUAUUUUGUCCCCUCUAGAGCUGCAAAAAGUUCUUUGCUUGGUUGAGAUGUCUGAAAAGCCUUAUAUUCUUGAAGCAGCUUUAAUUGCUCUGGGUAACAAUGCUGCUUAUGCAUUUAAUAGAGACAUUAUUCGGGAUCUGGGUGGUCUCCCAAUCGUUGCAAAGAUUCUCAAUACCCGCGAUCCCAUAGUUAAGGAAAAAGCUUUAAUUGUUCUGAAUAACUUGAGCGUGAAUGCUGAAAAUCAGCGCAGGCUUAAGAUAUACAUGAAUCAAGUGUGUGACGACACAGUCACGUCUCGCUUGAACUCAUCUGUGCAGCUGGCUGGACUAAGACUGCUUACAAAUAUGACUGUUACCAAUGAGCAUCAGCACAUGCUUGCUAAUUCCAUUUCAGACUUUUUUCGUUUAUUUUCAGCAGGAAAUGAAGAAACCAAGCUUCAGGUUUUGAAACUCCUUUUGAAUCUGGCUGAAAAUCCAGCCAUGACUAGAGAACUGCUCAGGGCCCAAGUACCGUCUUCACUGGGUUCCCUCUUUAAUAAGAAGGAGAACAAAGAUAUUAUUCUUAAACUUUUGAUCAUAUUUGAGAAUAUAAGUGACAAUUUUAAAUGGGAAGAAAAUGAACCUACUCAGAACCACUUCGGCGAAGGUUCACUUUUUUUCUUUUUUAAAGAAUUUCAAGUAUGUGCUGAUAAGGUUUUGGGAAUAGAAAGUCACCAUGAUUUUUUGGUGAAAGUAAAAAUUGGAAAAUUCAUGGCCAAACUGGCUGAGCAUAUGUUUCCAAAGAGCCAGGAAUAACGUCUUAAUUUUGCAGUCUAGAAGCAAUGUGUAUUAUAAGCUAGUCCUUUUCUCCACCUUGUUUAUUUGGUAAAGGAAUCCUUUCAGCUGCCAAUUUUGAAUAAUGAAUAUCAUACUGUAUCAUCAAUGCUGAUAUUUUCCAAGUUGGCCUUCAGGUUUCAGCUGGAUGAAUGAAUAUUAUACUUGUUCUGAAAACAUGUUUGUUGCUUUUUAUCUUGCUGCCUAGAUGGAAAUGUUUUUACUAUUUUCUCAGCAUAAGUGACAGUGAACCAAUUCAUCGUAAGUGAGCUCCUUUCUGUCAUUUGCAUUGACUUCAUUCGUGUCUCAUCAAUAGAAUUGUGGAAAGAAAAGGGGAAGGAAAAAAAGGGAAAGGACGACAGAAACCAUCUUUGUCUUUUGGUUUAUAAUCUAGUUGAAGAGAUAAGAAACGUACAGACAGAAAGAUAACAGAAUAGCUUGAGCGUAUGCUUGUUGUCAAAUGUGCACUCUCAGAGUACAGAGGAGACAGAGGUUUCUGUGGGUAAGGAUAGUCAGCUAAAGCUUCUUGGAGGAGAUAGGAGUGAGGGAGGAUGGGGUGAGAAAAGCAUAGAGGUAGGAACCCUGUUUCGGUGAGGAAACCAAUCUGUUUACAGUGGAGAGUGUGGGAAGCGGGAGUAGGGCGUACAUUUGGAGGGCUGGAUGAGGCUAGUUUGUGGAAAGCUGUUUGAAUAUUAUCUCAUUGAACACUGAGAGCCUCUAAAUAUUUUCAACUAGAUAGAAUAUUUGGGACCCAUAUAAAAAUCUUUCUCUCCUACUGUGCAGUGUUGGAAAGAGCGUGGCAAAAUGGACACUUUCAAACCCUGGCAAUGGGAAUGAGUUUACGCUGGCACCAGGUUUGCGGAGGGCCAUUUGGUAAUAUAUAGCAUAAGCUUCAAACAUGUAAACUCUUUGACUCACAGGAAUUUGUCCUAAGUAAAAAACUGAAUAAUUGGCCAAACAGUAUAUGUACAAGGCUGUUCAUCCUAGUGCUAUCUAAAGUAGUAAAAAUUGGGAACAACCUAAGUGUCUAGUACACUGGGUGGGUUAAAUAAAUUAUGGCAUGUUCACACAGUGGAAUGCAAUAAAUAUGUUGAUGAAAAUUUACAUUGCCAGGAAAAGAUAUUCACCAUGCAUUGUUGAGUGAGAAAGGUAGAGUUAGAUAGCAGUAAUCAUAGUAUGAUUGCACUUUUUUUUUAAUAGUAAAGCAUAUGUUUAAAUAGACAUUACAAACUCUGGAAAUAUAGAUACCCAAACAGUCUUAUCUCUGGGUGGGAAAUGAGUGAUUUUUACCUUUUUACUUUUUAUUCAUCUAUGUGUUCUCAUUUACCUAUAAUGAGCAUUGAUUUUUAGGAAAUUUUUGAAAAAGAAAAGUAUUGGGAAUGAAGCAGGUGAUCGACUGGAGUAUGUACUGAGUGGAAAAACAUUUGGAUUAAAAAUUCAGUGCUUCCUCUCUGAAAUCGAAGCUUCCUCUCUGAAAUGACAGAUAAGUGGAGAAGAUGGGCCUUGUCAUGAGGAUUAAAUGAAGUAAUACAUGCAAAGUACUUACAAUGUUCUGGCACAUAGCAGUUAAUCGAGAAAAGUGAGCACCCUUAAUUCCUUAGAAUGCAGGGGUGAUAGUUUUUUGGUUGACCUUUGUUUUGCUGGGGUAUUCUGCCAUGUGUCAGUGUCAUUUAAUUAAAAAAAAUAACAAUAAAAGUUAACAUUUAUUAAGUGACUAUUUGUAGAGUUCUGUCAUUCCUGCAAAGCAACCUUCCAAAUAGUUUCUCAAAGGAAUAAAGUUUUUGUUCUUUUUUAAGAGACCAAGUGUUUCCUCAGACAUGAUCUCACCAACCUCCACAACAUAGUCCUACUUGGUUUGGAAGGCCAGAUGAUGGUAUCCUAUUUUAUUGUAUGAGGCCAGGAAAGAGUAAAAUCUUCUGGCUAGUUCAAUACUAGUUUUAACUCCAGGUCUCUAGAUACUCUAAUGUCUGUAGUAGACAAAAGGAUCAGAGACUGGUUGGUUUACAGUUAUUGGGUAUGGUGACCCUACUGAACCAUGUACAAGUGGGGACUCAUUUGACACGAGUUUUAAGGGGCGGGGAUGAGGGGAAGGGAAUUAAAAUUUUCCUUGCUCCUAUUGUUAGGUGGAAGAAACAGAUUUGGGAGGGAACGAGGAUGAAUCCAGCUUAAAAUAAAUAGAGUUUGAAAGGUACCUAGUUAGCCCAGAUGGUUUGCACUUGGCUGGUAACCAAAAGAUUGGUGGUUCGAAUCCACCCAGUGGCACCAUGGAAGAAACAGGCCUGGCGAUCUGCUUCUGUAAGUUACAGCCAAGAAUGCCCUGUGGAGCAGUUCUGCUGUGUAACACAGGGGUCUCUUAAGUCACAAAUUAACCACAACAACAACAACAACAAAAAAACGAAAAACCAACAAUAAAAUAAUGUUUGAGGUACCUGUUGGGACAUUGAGAUAGGAACACACUGUUGUCAUUUGAAUGCAUUAAUCAGAGUUCAGAGGAGAAGUCCGGGCUGCAAAUAGGAUUUGGGAUUGAGGACACAGGAGUGGAUGUGGUCCUUCAGAGAGAAGAUGCAGAGUGAAGGGCCGAGGGCUGCAAAUAGAAUUCUGUAAGGGACUGUGACAGCUGUGGAGUGCAGGACAGAAUUGAAACUGAGUGUAUACCCUUCCAGACAUUUUUACUACACAUAUAUCUAUAUAUUCUUCACAUGAGGUUGGAUCAUGCUGCAGAUACAUUUUCAGAAUCUGAUUUAAUUUUUUCCUCACAAAAAUAAUAAAUAAUAAUAAAUAUUUACUAGAGAUAGUUGAGAAAAUAGAGGCAAUGACUGCAAACUUGUCCCCUGACCCAGAUAUGCAACUUAAGCAUCUAAGAAAUAUUCAUUUCAAGGCAUGUUGAUCUUGAGGUGCUGAGUGACUCUUGCAGCUGGGGUGAACAUGACAUUAACUUCCCAGUAAUAAGAAGCCAAGGGGCCCUGGUGGCGCAAUGGUUACGUGCUUGACUGCUAACAGGAAGGUCAGCGGUUUGAACACACGAGUGGGAGAAAAGACCUGGCAAUGUGCUCCCAUAAAGGUUACAGCCAGAAAGCCCUAUGGAGCAGUUCUACUCUGACCUAUAGGGUCGCUGUGAGCCGGAAUUGACUCUACAGCACACAACAAUGAUAAUAAAAAGCCACAGCGAGGCAGGGGCACAAGCCUUCGGGAGAAAGAUGUGGCAGUCUGCCUCUGUAAAGAUUUACAGCCUUGGAAGCCCUAUGGAGCUGCCCUAUAGGGUUGCUAUGAGUCAGAAUCUACGCAACGGCAGUGGAUUUGGUUUGGUUGUCCCUUCUCAUUUUUCUUUCUUCCUCCCUCAUACUUUUUUAUUUCCUCCCGGAGAGAUAAUUGGUGAUAGUUUUUAGGGGUUGAUGUGCUUCUGUGUCUUUCGAGAUGACCCUUUAAUUCUCAUGAAACUAUCGCACACACCAAAAACAAACCUGUUGCUGUUGGGUUGAUUCCAACUUAUAGCAACCUUAUAGGACAAGAGUAGAAUAGUCCCAUAAGGUUUUCAAGGCUGUAAUCUUUACAGAAGCAGAUUGACACAGCUUUCUCCUAUGGAGUGACUGGUGGGUUCAAACUGCCAACCUUUCUGUUAGCAGAACCGCUGCUUAACCACUGUGCAACCAGGCCUCCUUUCUCAUGCACCAUUGGGCAUUUAAUACGGAAUAGUAAUUGUCGUUGUUAUAGUCAUAAGGUGACUCUGGUUGCAACUGAAUACCAAGAUUUUUUGGAACCCUUGUUGAACAGAGACUGGGAAAGAAUGAACUAGCCUUAGACUGACACAGCCCUCCGUGCACUGCAUGCACUUUU